Vitrella brassicaformis is the source of this 1176-nucleotide messenger RNA. NCBI's taxonomy places the organism in Eukaryota, Vitrellaceae. The record is from the annotation of a GenBank genome assembly.
GUGAACUUCUUCAGUUGAAGAAGGACGAUGUCCAUCAGCGGCACUAUGCUGCAGGCUGCCCAAGGAAGCCCUCGGUGAGCCCAUCCGACCUGCACUGUCGCCGCCGCCUUUGUUGAGAUUGUCUCACUCACCAGAGGCGUCCAUCUAUCCGCUACAUUCAUUCAUCCUUGCUGCAAUGAUGCAGAUCAUCCCGAUUCGCUGCUUUGGCUUCCUCUGUCUGGUCUCUCCAGUUCUAGGGGCGCAUUUUCGUGCUGCCCGCCAUCCAGCGAAUGCGUCCAUUCUUGAGGUGAAAGGGAGGAGAGCUGAUGCCAGUGGUGUGGCUGUGGAGUGGACAAAGGGCAAUCUGACAAUUCAGGUGCGUCACAUGCUGGUCAUGCACAUCAAAAUACCCGCAUUCAUGAAUUCAGUUUGUUGUUUUGCGCCUGCCUCAAGUCGAAGACAUUCAUCCCGCCCACCGAAUUUCUGAAGUCGAUGUCUCCCCACCCUCCUGCCGUUGUUGCAAACACAGAGGUCCUGGUCUCUCGGAGCAACAAUCCUCUCUGCGCCAUCCCCGGCCCAUCAUCGCCGAUCAACAGCACAUAUUACGUGGAUAACUACCCGUGCUGGUUCUGGUUUGAGGAGCUUCCGUCAGAUGUGCCUCACCCCUUCCCACAAGGGCAGCUGGCGUCUCAGGAGAGCGUGCGGGCGCCGGUGUACGAUUGUAUUGUCUUCGGCGCUGGGCUGGCGCUGGCGUAUAACUCACCUGUGGGGCGGUGCGAAUAUGUGAGACAUACAGACAGACAUACAGACACAGUGAUACAAAGAGAGAGGCAAGACGGAGAGAGAGAGCCAGCAAGCUGGAUAGAUGGUCUGUGUUUGCCUUUGCGUCUGUGCAGACCAUCCAGAGAGACAAGAGCGAGCAGUAUUGUUCACACGGCACUGGUGUCGCCCACCCAUGUCACGUUAUCGUAGCCCACGCACCGUUGAAGACCGUGCCCAACAGCCCACCUUUCUCUCACCUGGCAGAGAGACCCCUCCGACCUCCGAAGCCGCCAUGCUAGCCGCGAAUGCACUGCAUGGAUUGAUGGGCUGACGCUGGUCCGAUCUAUGUGCAGACAGCAGAGGUGUGUCGCUGGUGUGUGACGUCGAUAGGUCCAUUGACUGAGUCGCAAUGACGUCGUGAUGUCUUGAUGUCUA